AGUUCAUUGGAACUACUCGAAGAUGAUCUACUGAGUUUUCUAACCCUACUUUAUUUUUCAGUAUUUAAUUUUGAUUCCACUUCCACACUUGGGGCUUCUCAAAAUGCGCUACGCGCAGUUAAUAACGGGCCCGGCUGGCAGUGGCAAGUCGACGUACUGCAGUGCGCUGGUUCAGCACGGCAUCAACACGAAACGAGAAAUUAACGUCGUUAAUCUGGAUCCCGCCGCAGAACACUUUAACUAUGAACCAUUGGUCGACGUCCGCAACCUUAUACACGUACAAGACACAAUGGAAGACGAGGACUUACAGUUCGGGCCCAACGGCGGCCUGCUGUUCUGUAUGGAUUACCUGGUGAAAAAUUCGGAUUGGUUACAAGAACAGCUCGGCAGUCAAGAGGACGAUUACAUCUUGUUCGAUUGCCCCGGCCAAAUCGAGUUGUACACGCACCUGACAACGUUCCGAAAAUUAAUCGCGCUGUUACAAAGUUGGAACUUUAACUUGUGCUGCGUGUACCUGCUCGACGUGCAGUUUAUGACGGACGGCGCGAAGUUCGUAUCGGGCACGAUGUCUGCGUUAAGCGUCAUGGUCAAUCUGGAGUUGCCGCACGUUAAUUUAUUAACGAAAAUGGAUUUGAUAAGUAAAAGCACCCGGAAGCAGCUGGAUCGAUUUUUGGAGCCCGACUCGCACGCUCUGCUAAGCGACAUCGAGCUGAAUCAUUCGUGGUUCAACGACAAAUACAGGCGACUGACGGACGUGAUCGGUCAGCUGGUCGAGGACCAUUCCCUCGUACGAUUUUUGCCGCUCAAUCUAAAUGAUGAAGAGAACGUGUCCGAUGUCCUAUUGACGAUCGAUAACAUAUUGCAGUUCGGCGAAGAUCAAGAUGUCAAAGUGAAAGACUAUGAUGAAGUCGAUGAAGAAAAUUAGUGUGGGUGGGGGGUAACGAUAGAACCUCCCCCAUUUCUCAUGAAGAAAAUUAGUGCGAUUAGGGGUGGUAAAUAAUUUAUUACUUUUUAGCGAAAAAGUGUGAACGAAAAUUGCACAAAAUAUUAAAGUCUAAAAUAUU
Messenger RNA from Photinus pyralis (common eastern firefly), 1064 nucleotides. Its product is annotated as GPN-loop GTPase 3-like. The record is from RefSeq and is a predicted model, not a curated record. Bases 104 to 925 code for a protein of 273 amino acids. The transcript has 2 exons. Lineage: Eukaryota; Metazoa; Arthropoda; Insecta; Coleoptera; Lampyridae. Gene Ontology annotation, molecular function: GTPase activity.